UACGUAACUAUCAGCAAAAUUGAAACAUACCCUUCCAGGUUGGGAAUAUUCCUAAUUAAUCUGAAAUGUUUUCUGCUAUGGUUAAGACUAUAAAUGUAUAAUAUUUUAGAAUUGGUGCAUGCCUAUAAUUCCAGUGCUCAGGAGGCUGAUGCAGGAGGAGUUCUGUGAUUUUGAGGCCAGGCUAGGGUGCCUAAGUUUGUUCUAGGUCAGCUUGGGCCAUACAGUGGGUCUGUCCCAAAAAACAUAACAAACAAAAAAAUCCUAAACCACCCAACAAACAUGUGACCUCUUCAGACAAACAAAACCCAACAUUUUUAUUUUCAGAAUUAAUUAUUCAUGGAAUUCUUUAUUGGAAAAAAAGAAAUAUAGAGGGGAAGAGUGAAGCCGGGAGAGUGGUAGAACCCAACAUGUGGGGUGAGACUGUCUGGAGGAGGUGGCGGUAAAGGCAGCCGUGGACGGAUGUGAGAGGCGAGGGAGAAGACGUGACCACCCAGACAAGGCUAUUAUAGCUCAGACUAGUCUCAGAUUUGAACUCACUGUGCAGCUGAAGAUGAAGUUGAACUUCUGCUCCUCUUGCCUCUUCCUCCAGAAUGGGCAUUGAAUUUUAUAUCAGAAUGGAAUCGAGUGAUGGCUUUUUCUUUAGAAUUUGAAUAUGGAGGCUUCAGGAACAGAUGAAGUUGACAAGCUAAAAUCUAAAUUUAUGUCUGCUUGGAACAACAUGAAAUACAGUUGGGUGUUGAAAACAAAGACGUAUUUUAGUAGAAAUUCACCUGUUUUAUUACUUGGAAAAUGUUAUCAUUUUAAAUAUGAAGAUGAAGACAAGAUGUUGCCUGCAAGAUCAGGAUGUACCAUUGAAGAGCAUGUGAUUGCAGGAAAUGUGGAGGAAUUCCGUAAGGAUUUCAUUUCUAGAAUUUGGCUGACCUACAGGGAAGAAUUUCCUCAAAUAGAAGCCUCAGCCUUGACGACAGACUGUGGCUGGGGCUGUACGCUGAGGACUGGCCAGAUGCUCUUGGCUCAAGGGCUCAUACUACACUUUCUCGGUAGAGCUUGGACCUGGCCUGAUGCACUGCAUAUUGAGAACUCAGACUCUGACUCGUGGACUUCCAACACCGUCAAAAAGUUUACUGCAUCACUUGAAGCCUCGCUUUCAGGGGAAAGGGAGCUCAGAACUCCAGCAGUUUCUCUGAAGGAAACGAUCAGGAAACAUCCUGACGACCUUGCAGCGCAGAACGAGAUUUGUCACAGGAAAAUUGUCUCUUGGUUUGGAGACUCCCCUGUGUCUGUUUUCGGCUUACAUCGACUCAUAGAGUUCGGGAAGAAGUCUGGGAAAAAGGCUGGAGAUUGGUACGGGCCAGCCGUGGUUGCUCACAUUUUAAGAAAAGCAGUAGAAGAAGCAAGACACCCUGACUUACAAGGACUAACUAUUUAUGUUGCUCAGGACUGCACAGUUUACAAUUCUGAUGUAAUUGAUAAGCAGACCGACUCUGUGACCUCUGGGGACGCCAGGGACAAGGCUGUUAUUAUCUUAGUUCCUGUUAGACUUGGUGGAGAAAGAACCAACACUGACUAUCUGGAGUUUGUGAAGGGUGUGUUAAGCCUUGAAUACUGUGUAGGUAUUAUUGGCGGCAAACCUAAACAGUCGUAUUACUUUGCUGGAUUUCAAGAUGACAGUUUGAUUUACAUGGACCCUCAUUACUGCCAGCCUUUUGUAGAUGUCAGCAUAAAGGAUUUCCCUCUCGAGACAUUCCACUGUCCUUCUCCUAAGAAGAUGUCAUUUCGGAAGAUGGAUCCUAGUUGUACGAUAGGAUUUUAUUGUCGAAACGUCCAGGACUUUGAACGAGCAUCUGAAGAAAUCACCAAGAUGUUGAAAAUUUCCUCUAAGGAGAAAUACCCAUUGUUUACUUUUGUGAACGGCCAUUCCAGAGACUUUGAUUUUACAUCUACUGCAGCCAGUGAAGAAGACCUUUUCUCAGAGGAUGAAAAGAAAAAAUUCAAAAGAUUUAGCACAGAAGAGUUUGUCUUGCUUUAAAGACGAGUGCAUUCGUGUUUCUGAGAAGCGCUUGACCACAGGAGGGCCACGGAGAGUAACAAGCAGGCACGAGAUCCUCUGCCGUCCAAUCCUAACAGUGCGCAUUUGAAAACACCCAAACGUGCAAGGAUUUUUCUGAAAGAAAUGACUUGAUGGCCUUGCUUUCGAGUGAUAAUAACAGUGGUUCCGGUUACAUUCCUGCUGCCCAAAGACAUGCUGACGAAACACUACCUUAACCAUAAGCCUUUUGGUCCCCAGCAUCUUCUACCUGAGCCCGUUGGUCCCCUGGAGGUUUUGUGAUACAGGUUCCCUCAAAGAUUGGGAUCACCAAACUAAUUUUCAAAGCCUUGCUUGGUGUUAAUGACAAGAGACCAGAGACUGGAUCUUCAGAACUACCCAGGCUCCUGCUGUUAACGGAACCAGAGGAUGCUUUGGAUUUGUGUAUCUGGAUAACUAAAUGGACACAUCAAAUCAUGUAAGCAGGAGUUUAUGGCAAUACUUAACAACAUGGUUUUAUAGUAGCUACUCCUUAUGCUUGUGCAGAGCAGUGAAGAAUGAAUAUAAAGCAUUGUCUUUUCUUUUCUUUCUUUGCUUUUUUUUCCAAUCCUGGGGAUCGAGCCCAGGGCCUUGUACAUGCUAGGCAGAUGUUCUACCUCUGAGCUGUCCUAAAGUGCAGAUUUUCCCCAUGUAUUUAAAAGUUAAGUUUUUAGUAGUAUCUAUAUUUAUUUUAAUUAGAUAAAGGAAAUUGUUUCCUAUCUUAAAAGUGAACUUUUGUAGUAUGAUAGGGCAUCUCUUGGGUAUACAAUGGC
Messenger RNA from Microtus ochrogaster (prairie vole), 2838 nucleotides. RefSeq names its product autophagy related 4C cysteine peptidase (gene Atg4c). The coding region runs from base 653 to 2029 and encodes 458 amino acids. The transcript is spliced from 13 exons. Gene Ontology annotation, molecular function: protein-phosphatidylethanolamide deconjugating activity; cysteine-type endopeptidase activity. Gene Ontology annotation, cellular component: cytoplasm. Gene Ontology annotation, biological process: aggrephagy; protein delipidation; piecemeal microautophagy of the nucleus. Lineage: Eukaryota; Metazoa; Chordata; Mammalia; Rodentia; Cricetidae. The record is from RefSeq and is a predicted model, not a curated record.